AUGCGCCCGCCAUUACACGGCAACAAAAGCCUUGAAGAAAGAUUUUAUUCCCAGCCAAACGCGGUGGUGAAGCCAACACCACCUCCAACUCCCGUCCCUGAAGAAGUACCGGAAAGGGAACUGAAAGCCAUCAUUGAUGCGGUUGGGCUGACGCUUGAACGUUUGCGCCAAGACGAAGCGCCGCACUGGAUCGCGCUGCGCGUCGCCUGCUUUGCAAUCCCACCCCUCGUGGGGACGGGCGGUGAACGGAUCCGGCAUAUUCAAGACGUUACCGCUACGAGCAUCACCGUAUCCCCUUACCUCGAGCCGGAUCUUCUGUUUCGCGCCGUACACAUCUACGGGACCGUUAGGGGCGUUAUGAGCGCGUGUCGCUAUGUAAGAGCGCUCGCCGACUCCAUUGAUCCGAACAUGCCAUUUUCGGAGGUUAUCUGGGUACCGGGCAGAUUCAUCGGGCGCAUCAUCGGCCAACACGGGUGGACGAUUAAAUGGUUAAAGGCAGUCACCCAGGCCUACCUUGGCUUUCCAAAGCACGAGCCGGGGCCCUGGCACAAGCCACUGCCGCUUUUGAUUGCCGGCACUCAGAAAUCGGUAUAUUUUGCUGCCAACUUGGUCCGUUUCUAUAUAUUGCAUCCGAAUGCUUGGGUUGCCCCGGGGAACUUGAUGGCUCGGCGGCAAACGGUUCCAGCUCCUCAAAACGCUGUCAACAACUACGACGCGGACGCGGCGCCGCCCCCUCCUCUGCCCGCGUUCAACAACGAGACCGGCCAGACCAUGUACAGCUUCUAUCGCAAUCUCAACCUGCACGACGAGGCGGUGAUGGUCGCCGAGGUGAUGCAGCACGCCGGAUGUAACCCUGAAGCGCGCCACUGGUCCCGGGCGAGCCAA
Molecule: messenger RNA, 885 nt
Organism: Mesorhabditis spiculigera
Lineage: Eukaryota; Metazoa; Nematoda; Chromadorea; Rhabditida; Rhabditidae
Source: the annotation of a GenBank genome assembly